Columba livia (rock pigeon) is the source of this 10127-nucleotide messenger RNA. It is a transcript of the gene CPLANE1, whose product is annotated as ciliogenesis and planar polarity effector complex subunit 1. Gene Ontology annotation, cellular component: ciliary transition zone. The transcript is spliced from 53 exons. Lineage: Eukaryota; Metazoa; Chordata; Aves; Columbiformes; Columbidae. Bases 200 to 9709 code for a protein of 3169 amino acids. The record is from RefSeq and is a predicted model, not a curated record. Gene Ontology annotation, biological process: cilium assembly.
GCACUGUGCUGCACGGGCCCCGCCCCCGGCUGUUGGCGGCCGCCCGUGUGCCGAGGCGCGGAGCGCGGCCUGGGGGGGCGCCGGGUGUGGGGCUUCGAUCUGAUGUGGGUUCCCCAUCAGCAGCUGUGAUUCUCUAUUGAUAUGUGAAAAAUCUACUAUUUGCUUUUCUUUGUAAUGGUUACCUAGAAGUGUAAUAAGAAUGGAGAUUAAGCUAGAUGUUCUUAUCUCUACAUGCAUCAAGCAAAGAAAACCGUGGCCUCGCAUCUCAUGGAUUGGACAGGAAAAAGAGGCUGUUUUUCUUCUAGAUGAUAAACAUAUAAAUGAAAUUAACCUAGCAUCAGGGAAAACAAAGAAGAAAAUCCCUCGGCUGCAGUCAUUGUUGAAAAAUGUAGUUGUUUUAACAACAUCAAGAAAUGGUGCUUGGUUGGCAGGAAUUCUUAAAACAGGAGAGCUAUUUCUUUGGAAUAAAGAUCAGGACUGCUUGAAUAUUGUGCCGGCAACUGAAGAGUCUAGGAAAAUAGUUGCAGCAGCACAAGACUGUUUGAUGAAAUUGUACUUAUAUGUAUCUGGAGAUGGAAGAAAGGCACUAUUAACUACUCCUACAGCAUGUGUCUUAUUGUGGGAGAGCACGGAACAUGAAAGUACAUCUUCUCAUAAAAAUUCUUCUGGGCGUUGGACACAAAUUUUGCCUGAUGAAUCAGUCAUGUUGCCUUCUAUUGAAGAAAAGGAAAUUGGAGUGCAUGCUGCUUUCCUGCAAAAUGAGAUACUGGGUGAUUGCUGUUUGUGUUCUUUUGUGUUUUACUCUGGAGAAUGUUUGGUGCUCACAUUUUUGUUUCUUCAAUGGCAUGAAAACAGCUUUAAAUAUGUUAGUUCGUUGCCAUACCAGAUCCACUGGGUACAGCAGACUUGUUCUCUUGUUGAUUUGGUUCCUCACUGUGUGUCUGUAAAGUCAAGAGGAGCUUUGUUAUGUGCAUUUGCCAGAGAUGGACUUCUGCUUGCAGUAGCUAUUAAUCAAACUGAUCCAAUGGCAACUCAGAUUUUGUUUCUAAACACAUUGAAUUUUGUAACUGUUUUGGGUAGCCUUAAAGGUUGUAGUAGCAAGAGUAGCACGGUCCCAUCCAAGUUCAUCAGAUCUUACUGGGUUGGCGAUAUGAGUUGGACUCCUGAUAGCCUUUUCUUGGCUUGCAUGUUAAAACGUGGAUCUUUGAUUUUAUUGACAUGUAUGGGUGAAUUGCUAACCUUGAUUACUUCUGGCUGCUCUGUAGAAUUUGGACCAGCAGAGUUUAUUCCAUUCCAUCCACUAAUAACAUGCAGACAGCAGCACCAUUUUUGUCAAGACUCUAGUCAGUCCCUGGGUUCUUCAGCUUCUGAAAAUGACCUUAUGAGACAGAGAUUCUCUGUUGCUUCACAUUCAAGAUUACCCUACCUCAUUGUCUCUGAUGGAUACAUGAUAACAGUGCUUAAAUUUCCUAACAACCUUUCACCAUCAGGAUUUAUGAGAACCCUUUUGCUUGAUUCAACCCAACGGCUUGAAAAUAUUCGUCAGAAUUUGCUGAACUCCGAGUCUAAAGGGAGACUUUUGGGUGUACGAUCACUCUUGUCUUUAAAAGCUAGUCUUUUAAAUCAUGCUCAAAACCAAAGUUCCGGCUUUUCCACCGUUCCGAAAUUCCUAGAAGAGGACACAACAGAAAUGAAUGAGAAGACCGCGGAUUUACUGGAUUAUGAAGAAGAUUCAGAUGAUGAAAAGCAGUUUUUCACUAGCCCUUCCAGCUCCUGUAGCCAAAGAAUGCGUUCAUUUGUUGGUAAAGCUGAUCAAGGCCACUUAGAAUUUGCGUCAAUGUUUGAUACUAUUCAUGCAAAAGAAAAUAAGAAAGAUAAAUUAUCAGUGGAACUGUAUUCCAUUCAGAGAAACCUCAUUGGUGCAUGGCAGAUAGGGAUUUCAAAAAAUAUGGAAGAGAGAGAUAAACUGCUGAAUUACACAGUGAACUGCAUUAUCCAUUUUUUCAACAUUCUUCGGUUUGUGAAAUGUUCUUCGCUUAGCCAUGAUACAUCUUUAAACAAGCCUGUGAAGAAUAGUCACUGGAUGCAUUAUGUCCUAAAAUAUUUUCAGCAGUGUUUAACUGUCCUGUCCUGGCAUUCAAGAGCCAGUCUGACUGGGCACGUGGCAAAGCUGACAUUACAAACUUUAAAACUGAUGCUUACGCAGCAACAAGAUCAGUCAUUCUCAAAAAACCUUUUGGCAUGCUUCUGUCUCCUGAAAAUGGUUUCUCACACUCUGAGUAGCAUGUGCAUACUACAGUAUGAGAAUUCUUUUGCAUCUCCUCAUGUUAAUAGUCUCAUGGAACUUGACUCCCUCACUGUGCCUGUUUUCCUAGUUCUUGAUGAGAAUACCACUCAGCAACUCAGCUCACUGAAAUCUCUGCUUACAGAGCCUCCUCAAGCAGUAAACCAUGAUGCAAAAACAGAAAAAAGGUUGAUGGUACUGUGGCAAUUAUUGUAUAAGAAAGUGGUUUGGUAUCAGAUGCUGCUGAACAGGAAAGUUAACAAGAAUGCAGAAGAAGAGUCUGUUGUCUCGUCUCUUAUAAGUCAUAUACAAGCAACCCUCCAGUCUUCAGGAGUGACCUUAGAACAACAUUUGAAGAUUAACUCUGUAUCUGGUGAGGAGAAGUUCCUUUUAGGCUCGUACAGAGAAUCUGUGGAUAUUUGGAAAAGAUGUCUUUGUGAGACAAAGGCAAAAGGAGGGAAAAGGACAUGUUUUCUUCAGACUAGAUAUUACCUUGCAAUAUUAUUUUGCCACCUGUAUCAAUAUAACUUGCGUGAGGCUCAGGGACUCUGUGAUCAUCUGGUAGAAGAGAUUCUAAGGCGAACAAAGCUCUCAAUGAGUCAGAUGGAAAAAUUUUCUGAUACCAAGUAUUUUCAGCAUGAAUUAUGGAUGGUUACAGAUGUUUAUACUGAAACUGCUAUGGCUGUGAUUCGAUCCAUGGCACGAUUCAUGGCUGCUUAUUUCACAAAUCAGCUGCUAUAUAUCUUUCCCCCACACAAUGUUGACAUCCUGCAUCCACUUCACAUCGAACAAGACUUAUCUCCUCGUAUCAUUCCACUGCAACACUGCUUCGUUACCAAAGCUGUCAGAGACCAGAACCUUUCAUCUGUGUGGACAGCUGAAUAUGCUCUUGAUUUGUUCUUUGUUGGUGGACUCAUUCCAGAGGCUGUGUGGUUAACACGCAGACUUGGGGACUGGAAACUGUCUGUUUCGAUUGGUGUGGCCUACCAGCUGUAUUGUCAGAACUCUGUUGAAUUCUCAAGACUGAAAAACAGAGAGUAUCACCUGCCAUUAAGCUUAUCACCAAUGCAGACCUUUCAGGAAAAGUUACAAUCUUUGUUAGGACAGCCAGUUACUCCUGAAACAUCUGGAUGUAUUAAAUACAAGCAGUUUACAGAUCCCAUUGAAGAGGAGGAUGCAAAUGCUCUUUAUAGUUCCAUCCAAGAACUACUGAAAGCAGCUGUUAUGGCAGAUGCUGAUGUUCUCUCAGAGCCAUUUCAGCUUCUGAUGGAUUCUGCCAAGGAUCUUAGCAGAAAAUUGUAUGGUUUAGUUCCAGAUAGGCUUUAUCUUCCAGCACCACCAUUAUAUUGUCCUCAGCCAGCAUCUCUCAGUGAAGAAGACUGCAAUGACAUGCUUUUAAAAAUGGAGAGAGAAAGUCGUCAGAAAGUGUCAGGAGUUCUUCAGCGAAUUAUCUUGCUCUUCCGAGCCGCUCAAUGUUCCUGCCCAGCAGCACAGUGGUAUACUCAACAACUGAAGUGGGCAAGAAAAGUUAUGCAAAAAAUUCGAAUGAAAGUCUCUCUUCCUUCACUUAGUCCAUUUCCAGAGACUUUGCUUCAUUACUCCAAUUUCCGCACCGUUUUCCGUAGAUCUACAUCUUCUGGAGACCAUCAGUUUGAUGAUAUUACCUGCAAAAUUUUAGGUUGGUUCAGAGAGCUAUGUGCAUUGUGUUGGAUGUUUCAUGUUCGUGAAAGAUUAUCUUACAACUGUAGGCAAUACCAAACUGCAAGGGAAAACAUUAAGGAUCUAAAGAAGAACGAGUAUGAUGCCUCCACAGUUGAGCAUUGUCUGAAUGCAGUGGAGUGGGCUUGUCGAAUGCUUCCUUUCUGCAGAUUCAUGAAUGUUGAAGAGUUAGUUCAAGAUGUAAUUUUAAGUCUGCUUGGAGAAUUACCACCAGUCAAAAAGGUGGCAGAGAUUUUCGUAAAAGCAUUUCCUAACCCUGAAGAUAUAAGAGUUCCACUAAGAGAUAAAUACCAUGGACUUCAGCAGCGACUCAAAGAAAGUAUUGUUAAAGGUUCUGAAGGUGAAGGAAUUAUGUCUGUUGUUAUACAGGCUACCAAAAAAGCGAGAAUGAAGGCCCUGAGAUGUGUAAUAAGGAAUAUAGGCCCAAUAGAAAUUAAUAUUUGGGAGCCAGCAGAAGAGGGAGCAGCAGAUGAUGAGGAACACGGUUAUGACAGAUUCUCGUUAGGCACCAGUCUAAGCAAAAGCACACUUACUGAUCUUGGGAAUUCUCAGGUGUAUAGUGAUGCUGACACAGCCGAUACGCUUUCUGAUGCAUUGAUUACUGAAGAAAUGAGAGCUCGAUCACCUUCACUCCAAAGGGAUAAUGAACAUCAGAGACAAGGAGAAAUAAGUAGCAAAAAUACCACAGGCAAAAUAAAGGCUCUUAACUGGAGAACAAAACACAAAGACAAAGUAUAUGAAAAAGAUUUGCAUAAUCAAUGUAAUUUGCCUAUAGUUGGUGCAUGGGAAUUUGAACGUGAUGAUGAUGAAUACGUUAAUUUUUUAGAACUCUUUUUGAGUUAUGUUCUUGAGAGAGACCUGAUAAAGCACAGUGAGCUUGGAAUUCCAUUUCUUACUAGCUUUUCUGGACUUCUUCGAGAGCGUGAAUUAAACUCUCUCUUUUUUGAUGUUCAUACAACACUAAAACGUCGACAAAGCAAAACUAGAAGCCAAAGUGUGUUUAGACCAGGGUCCUGCUAUACCGUCACCCUGGCACAUUUUGAUCCUGAAACAGUGUCUGCCUAUCAUGAAAACCAAGAUAUUUUGGAAAAUCCAACCAUGGUACAGUCUGUUGUACACAUGACAGAACCUUCUGUGCGUAACUUAAUGAAAGGACUUAAGGAAGGAUUAUUCGGUUUAAAACACAAGUCAAUUUACAGAGCUCAGAGUGGUAAUCAAGGAGUCGCUGUUGCAUCAGCAAGCCAGACCUUUUCUAACCAUACUUCCUCUAGCCUGCAAACUCAGGCAACUUCUAAGUACAUUUACAAAGUGGUUGAUAGAGGUGAUAUUGUACCAGGAGAAGAACUAGCUAUAGAAUUGAUGGGUAAGUUGAGCAAUAUUGCAAAAUUGCUUGAGUGGAUGAUCAGAUGGUCUGAUAAAAGACUGCUCUGUGGUUACAAUAAACAAGUUUCCUUAGAAGAGAUUCUCCCAAUGAUACAUGUGAGAACAUCAGCAGCUGCCAUCCUUACUUCUUUGUGGCUGUUAGAACAGUUAUACAGAGAUGGAUCUCCAGCAAAGAGCAUAAAAUUUAAGAGUCCAGAUAAUCAAUACGUGAAAGAAUAUGCAUCUCUAUCAGAAGCCCAGUCUAGGACAGAGAAAGGCAGUUGUAUGGAUGAAGGCUCUUCCGUACUGGCCAGUCCUCCUCUUGAUGUCCAAAGUGCACAAGCCUAUGAUGAUCUUUGUGAAACUGGUUCUGGAUUGUCUACAAAGUCAGGAUAUUUUGGUAAGAAGGAUAUUAAUAACGGGAAUCAUUCUGUACCUUAUGUGACUGAAGAUCUUAAUGAAGUGGGACCAUUUGUUCAGGAGGAGUUAGAUGUAACAUCAGAAAGAGAAGAGUUCUUUGAGGAACCGUAUGAAACUCCAAAGAGCUCCAAUAGCUCUGUCAAGAUCAAACCUGUAGAACAUCGAAGAGGAAAGGUCUCUGUUUCAGAUGUUGAUAGUCUUCAGGAAGAUGAAAAGGCAGAAGAAAGAAAGGAAGGAAAGGCCAAACAGAAUACCGUGGCUGAGGUUGUUACUAGCACCAUUUCUCACUCAUGCUCUUUAGAACAAGAGGCAGGAGUUCCCAGUAAUACAGACAUUCCUCUAAAUGAUGGUCAGCCUUCUCAAACUGUUGUGUCAACUAUGUCGAGUGUUGCCUCCAACACCUCCGCUUGUGCAAAGAAGCAAGAAGCUCAGGAAGAAGUCCCUACAGAAGAGAAGCUAAACACAUCAGAGACUGUCAGGCAGAUGCUCCAAGAUGAAAUGUUUAAGUUAGUUCAGCUACAACAGAUCAACUUCAUGAGCUUAAUGCAAAUAGUGCAGUCAUCCUUUGCCAACCUGCCAAAUGUGCAACAAAUUUUGCAACAGCAACAAUCUGAUCACCUGGAAGGAUGCCACCCUGCACACUCUGCCAAAGGCAAUGGCCCUCUGAAAACACAGCUGCCCACUCAAGAAGAUAAAGGAAAACCUGGUCAAAAGAGCCCGGAUUUUCAACCAAGGGCUAGUUUAAGAGAUGAAAGCGACAGUGGCCAUAUAAAAAAUCAUCUGGACGUGAAUGUUUCUUUAAGCCUAUUAGACAGCCACAGCAAAGAAACAGGAUUUAUACCACCAUCUCAAGAUUUGCAUUCUUCAGCACCUACUAAACCACUUCAUCUCCUAGCUCCUUCCUCAGACAUCCAUAAAACACUGAAGCUUAUCCCUAUUGAAAAAAAGCUGAAUUACUCAAAUGGAUUUCCUUUGCUUAAGCUUGAAUCAAGUUAUCAUUUCAAACCAGCAUUUUUACAUCCAAUAGAAAUGUCAUCAGCUUUUGCGAGACCACCCCCAGUACCACGAGUAGCUUGGAGUUCAUCGGGUUCCUUAUGGAACCAUCAGUCGUUGUACACACCAAAAAAGAGUAAGUCUGAAGAAGAUUUGAACAUGAGCAAAUACGUUCCUGAGAUCCCAAGGCAAAUUCAUGAGGAGGACAAAAGAUGGGCAGAAACAGUGCAAAGGGGACCUCCCAAACACCUGAAUAUAGAUCAGUAUGAAGGACAGCAAGAAGUUUCACGUCUGCAGCAGUUCCCUGGAAAUGUGAAUAUGGAGAAAGCACUGAUCACUCAGAACCUGGCUGGUAUUCCACUGUUGCACUUGCAAUUUGACCCAGUAACUAAACUUCCACCGGCUGUAAGGCAGCCAGUCACUGCUACUUUAAUACCUGCUAAACCUGCAACAAAGGAGACUGACUGCAGAGAAGUACUACAGCACACAGGAAUAUCUCUACUCCAUGCUAAUUUACCUCAAAAAAAGAAGGCACCAAAACUCAUUCCACUUCAAGAUCUCAUUGCAUUUGAGCAGCGCUAUCAGCUUCAUACUGUGCCCAGUGCUUCCUUUGGACAAGACCAAACUCAGCCUAUCCAGUUACUGAAAACUGAUGUUGAACCAUUUGAACUAAGAGAUGUGCAGAAUAAUAGAAAAAGACAAAAGAGACGUGAUAAGAAACAAAUGGAAGAAAUGGAGGAAAAGAAGAAACCAAGUGUGUCCUUCCGUCCAGAUGACUCCAUCAUCAGUACUUGUGAUACAGUGGUGGUUGUUGAAGCGGGGACUGAGGAUCAACACACAAAAUCUGCAUCUUACCCUCGAGAUGGUGUUUUCGUUUCAAUGGACACAAUGAGGGAAGCAAUUACUACUUCAGCAGACCUACAUUACAUGGCUUCUACAGGAAAAAAAGUAGCAGAAACUCAAGAUGCAAGUACAAAUACCCAUCCAGUGGUCAAAUCAUACCAGGAUGUUGGAAUCAGUGCUGGAAAUGAGGUUUCUGAAGCUCAAAAUAAUGAGUCGGUUGUGUCUCUUCCUGUGUCAGAAUCAUCUAGUGCCCCAGAGAUACCGCCACCAGAUAUGUAUUUAAACCUGAGACUCCCCACUGAAGUGAAUGAGAGACCUCUACCAUCCUUUCUGCCAAAUGCACACGAUUUGAGUGAAUGUGAAUAUAUCAGUGUGAUUGACAUUGAAGACAGUGACAUCCUUAAUAAGUUGCCCAUGAUACCUGAGUCUGCAGAAGAGAUAGCUACUGCACAGCAAAAUGAGAUGUUUGAAAUUCCAUCUACUGCAAAACUUCAUCACAAGGCAGCUUCUGUUACUAAUGUAAUUCCGCCCGAGGAGCUUCAGAAGAAAGAUGAUCAUUUGGUAAACGUAUCAAGCCAAGUGCAAGAGGAAGAUAAGAAGUCACAUUCUGCUAGAGAUCAUGUGACUUGGAAUGUAGUACAUGAAGAUGACAGAACCAAAGUAACUGGGAAAAAAUACUUUUUAACAAGACAGCAGGAAAUGGAUAUAAAAUUACAGACACUACAGAAGAUAACAGAACAUAUGGAGGAGGAUUUCAGAAAUACCAAAGUGCUAGUGAAAAUAAUAGAAGAUUUUGAAAUGGCUGCCAAUUCGGACCUUGGUGAUCAUCCUUCAUUCUCUGGAGAUGCUAGAAUCGUUGAUAAUGAACAAUAUUUGAAGGGUGUGAUUUUUGAAGAUGUUACAAGUGAUGAAAAGGAGAUCUUGAACUUGGAAUAUCCUGCACCCAGUUAUACUACAUUGGAAGUACACUCUCCUGCUUCUGCGGCCUCUGCUUCUAAGUUUCCCAGUGGCAAAACAUCAUCUUCUGGCUUUCACAUUGGCAGACAACUGUGUGAUACCUCUUUAGAAGAUCCCCUGGAAAUUACUGGUCUGAGUGGUGUUACUGACAUCAUUGAUGAUCUUAUAGUAAAAGGUGACGUCUCUCCAACAGAGCUGGGCUUCUCAAAAACACAAGCUAAGAAAAUCUCUAGGGUUCGUGAUUCUGCUGCUGGAUAUUCUCAAAAAACAGAAAAGGAGAAGAAAGAGAUACAAGCAUGGAUGAAAAGAAAGCAAAAGGAAAGAAUGAGAGAAUAUAUGAAGAAACUGGAUGAACAAAGACAGAGAGAACAUUUUCCUUUCAAUCUAAAAAACAAAGUGCAUUGUAGUCUUACUUCAAAGGAUAUUAAGUUAUUCCAGAAGAAGAAAGAAGAAAAAGACAAAGCCCUGUUAUCUGAACAUCACAGUAUGAGAAUAUCGCAGGCACUUUCUCUGAUGAAUGAAAUGUUAUCUGAAACAGUGGUGUUACCUGCAAAUGAACACAGACCAUUGUCCACAACAAGAUCACCUCAAGAGUACAGAAAAAGACAUGUGGCAUCUACCAGAAGAGGGCAUCCAAACAGCCCUGUUCUGUCAGACAGGAGCAGAAUUGCUGCCAAACCCAGCUUUGGUCAAAAAGUACACCGCUUCGCCCCAGCUCUUGGCUUAACACAGUCCAGGGGAAAUGCCUCCAUGUUCCCUCAGAGAGGUACUUCCAGAGUAAGAGUGAGAAAUGCAGCAAACGAUCCUGUUAAUUCUAGACACUCUGCUGAGUACAGAGUCAGCAGAACAUCAAAACAAAAGCCUCCACCUGUUACCACCGCAGUUCAGACAGAAGGUGUUGAUCAAGAGACUGAUCGAGACAUAGUGAGUCCUUGGACUGUGCCUGAUGAUAUCCAAAGAAUACUGCAAGAUACUCAUGAGUCCUUCUUUCAGGACACUGCACCACAUGCUGUGAGUUUCUCUCCUCCUGGCAUUGACAGCGAUGGUGUUUCUGAAAGCACGGGAAGUAUCCUCAGCAAACUGGACUGGAAUGCAGUUGAUGCUAUGGUAGCAGAGGUGGAAGACAAGUGAAUAAAAUUUCUCAGCUGCUGUGUACUUGUGAACAGCUGCUGGUAUCUUGGUUUCAUUUUUCAAAAUAAUCAUUAUUGUACUUAAAGUGGAUUGAGGCUUGCAUUGGUUUUCUUCUUAAGCAGAACAGGAACUCUGACUGCUUUCAGUCUUGCCUAGGUGACAUUCAAUUCCUUAACUCGUAGUUUGCUUCCCAUAUGCCUUCAAGUUAGAUGAACUGAAUAGAGUUGUUAAAUGCAGCCAACACUUAAACAAGUACUUACGGGCUGGCUACUUUUCCUCUUUGAAAUACACAAAAAGUUUUAAGAGCACUGCAUAACUGUUUUACCAUUGUAUUUAAUAUUUAACAUCAUUAUGGAUGGAGUUAUUUUUGUAACCUAACAGUUGCGAUAAACUGAUUUAUUAAAAGUGAAUUUAUUAA